CCUGGGCCUUCCUCUGGAGCUGGACAGGACCGCGGAGGCCUUGGAGCCUGCGCCCUCCUUUACAGACGAGGAAACUGAGGUCCGGGGAGGUUUGAGUGACGGACAAAGAGCCAGGAUUCGAAUUCAGGCUUCUCAGCCUCCACCGCUCUUUUUACUGGCCCAGGUGGCCGUCCCCCAGGAUGUCUCUUUGAAGGUCACUUACACAUUGCCGGGGUUUUUUUGCGGGGGUGGGGAGUCGGGGUGGCGGCGGCAGGGGAACUACCGUUAGGAGCGCCAGCUUUGGCUCUGGGAAUCCAGCCGUGUCCAGUACAGACCUGAGCACACUCCCAACCACACAGCCGAACAAAGGACUGGGCUGGCGCUGGCUUUCCCCCGCCUCCUCCGAGAACGCCCGAGCUCCUAGAGAGGUGACACCUUGGGGACUUUGCCUUCUCGUUCCCCUCCCCCCUCGAGAGCCGCUUCCUCUUCCACGCUGUUUCCCCCUUUAAGAGAGGGCUCCGCGGGACUAACGUUCGAAUCUGCCCUGUCUCCCGUCCUCGGCCUCUGAUUGGCUCAGAGAAGCGCACGAGGGAGCGCGAGCUCUCCCCGAACCGGUCGGAACGGUCGCUAGUCCCGUCUGAUUGGCUGGCGCAAGAGGGCUAUAUAAAGCCGCCGGGUCGCCCGUCUCCUCUCAGUUAGCGGCGGGACUGGUUGCUAAGCUGCUGUAUUGUCUGUCGCGGUCGUGAGGAAGGGGUUCAGAGCUCGCGUCGCCGUUGUCCUGGUUGUUUGUUCAGUCAGUUUGGGCUGAGGGAGGAGCUGACGCGUCUCCGCCUCCGGCCCCACACCCUUACCGUUGACGGGACGAGAGAGUAGCCCCCCGUGAGUCAGACGCCUUAGAGCUGCGGAGGCGCCUGAGCGAGGGAGGAUGGAGUUCAAGCUGGAGGCUCACCGGAUCGUCAGCAUCUCCUUGGGCAAGAUCUACAACUCGAGGGUUCAACGCGGCGGCAUUAAACUCCACAAGAACCUGCUGGUGUCCUUGGUGCUACGUAGCGCCCGCCAGGUCUACCUGAGCGACCCCUGCCUGGGCGGCCCUGGGGCGGGGGGACCCCCACAGCCUCCGCCGGCGCAGCAGCAGCAGCACCAGCUUCCCGGGGAGCCGGCCCCGGGCUGGGGAGAUCCGCUCCCGAGGGACAGCAGCAUGGAGCAGGACCCGGAGCCCGCCGGCGCCGCCCCGGAGCCGACCGCCCUGCCCCUGGGGCUCGGGAAGCUCCCGCUCGAGGGGUCGCCGCUUGUGACAGCCGAGGCGGUGCCCGAAGCCCCGAGGCGCCGCGUGGAGGCGGCGGAGAGGGGCGGCGGCGGGGGGGAAGGCGCCCCGGUGGAGGGGCCGCCGCGGGCGCGGCACUUCUGUUGUCGCCGCCUCGGCUGCUCUCCUCACGGCGCCCCGCGGGCCGACUGCGGCUGCCGCCCGCGCCCGGACGACGGGUUGCCGCCGCCGCCCGUCUGCCCCCGGAAAAGGAGCGCCUCGGGGGCAGGGGGCGGCCCCGCGGGGUGCCUGGCUUCGGGCGGCUCCCCAGUGAAGAAGCCCCGCAGGGACUCGGAGGAGCAGCCGGGCGACCAGGAGGAGAUGGAGACCGGUAACGUGGCCAACCUCAUCACGAUCUUCGGUUCCAGCUUCUCCGGACUCUUGCGCAAAAGCCCCGGGGGCGGCCGGGAGGACGAGGACGGCGAAGAGGAGGAGGAGCCGCAGCGCGGUCCGGAAGCGGCGGAGCCCGGGCCCAUGUACUGCGAUAAGCCGGUGUUAAGAAACCUCAACCCCUGGAGCACUGCCAUUGUGGCCUUCUGAUCGCCCGGGGCCCGGGCGGGGGAGGGGGCGCGGAGGAGGAGACUGACGCGGCGCUGCCCUGCCCCCGCCCCGAGCCGACCCCGCCCCCGGCCCGACGCGACCCCCUCUGGAGCCGGCUGGGCAGCGGGACCUGCCCGGGGGCGAGCCUUGAGCGGGACUCUGGCCCCCCCCACCCCCGCCGGGCCCCUCCGGCUCGCGGGGGGCUUGUGUUAUAAAGCUGUUUUUUGUAAGUUUAUUGUUGAAGUAAGGCUUUUUUUGUCACAGGGUUUCUUGUCUGGGGCUCGAGACACUGGGGAGGGCGGGGGAGGGCGUGGAGCCGGGACUUUCCUCCGCCGGCGUCGAGAAGGAAGCAGCCUGGCCGGGGGGCCGGGGGAGCCCCCUCCUUCCCGGGGGAGGAAGGGACUUUCUACACACUCCUCCUAUCCAGCCCAGCACCUUUCUCUUCGACUUCCCCGCGAGGAGAGGAGAGGGCCUCGGGCUGGAGCCCGCUCCGCUGCGGUCUCUUCUUGCCCUGGAGCUGAUUCUUGGGGGUGGGAGGGAAAAUUUCUUAUUGACAAACUCAAGGGUCCCAGCCUUCUCCCUCAACACCCUCCCACCCCGCAUAAGAGAGCUUAUAAGCUUCUUAGAAGAGAUCAAGCUUAGAAAUACCGAGUUAUAAGGAAAUAUGUGUGUGUAUAUAUAUAUAUAUAAUAUAUAUAUGUAUAUAUAUAUAUAUAUUUAAAAGCUCUAGGUCAGAAUUAUUACACAGUGCUUUUAAAAAGUGUUUAAUGAAAAAGUUUACAGAUGCCCUAAUGGAAAGGCCUUAUGGCUUAGUAGAUUUGAUUACUCCCGUCUUUGUUGUAUAAAGGCUGGGGUACUUGUAGAAUUUUUGUACAGUAUUUUCUUUGUGUAUUGACUUUUUUUGUAUAAAGUGUAACUUUACGUGUCUAACACGUAUUAAAUAUUUUGAAGCAAC
This is a messenger RNA of Vombatus ursinus (common wombat), 2777 nucleotides long. It is a transcript of the gene IER5, whose product is annotated as immediate early response 5. The record is from RefSeq and is a predicted model, not a curated record. Bases 905 to 1822 code for a protein of 305 amino acids. NCBI's taxonomy places the organism in Eukaryota, Metazoa, Chordata, Mammalia, Diprotodontia, Vombatidae. The transcript has a single exon.